Mesorhabditis spiculigera is the source of this 1419-nucleotide messenger RNA. The record is from the annotation of a GenBank genome assembly. Lineage: Eukaryota; Metazoa; Nematoda; Chromadorea; Rhabditida; Rhabditidae.
AUGACCGUCAACCGCAGCGAGUACAGCGCCAAGGCUGGCGAACGCUACGAUGUCGUCAAGCCGAAAGAAUCCGACCUGCUUCGAGGUGAUGGUCACUUCGAGGGCCAGACCCAGAAUCAGAAGGACUUCCAAGCAGGACGAGGCGAUCGCUAUGAUACAGUACGACCCGGCGCAUCAGACAUCUGGAACAAGGAAGGCGGCGUCGAGCAGAUGACCGUCAACCGCAGCGAGUACAGCGCCAAGGCCGGCGAACGCUACGAUGUCGUCAAGCCGAAGGAGUCGGACUUGUUGAGGGGAGACGGCCACUUCGAAGGUCAGACCCAAAAUCAGAAGGACUUCCAAGCAGGACGAGGCGAUCGCUAUGAUGCUGUGAAGCCUGGAGCAUCAGACAUCUGGAACAAGGAAGGCGGAGUCGAGCAGAUGACCGUCAACCGCAGCGAGUACAGCGCCAAGGCUGGCGAACGCUACGAUGUCGUCAAGCCGAAGGAGUCGGACUUGUUGAGGGGAGACGGCCACUUCGAAGGUCAGACCCAGAAUCAGAAGGACUUCCAAGCAGGACGAGGCGAUCGCUAUGAUGCUGUGAAGCCUGGAGCAUCAGACAUCUGGAACAAGGAAGGUGGCGUCGAGCAGAUGACCGUCAACCGCAGCGAGUACAGCGCCAAGGCUGGCGAACGCUACGAUGUCGUCAAGCCGAAGGAGUCGGACUUGUUGAGGGGAGACGGCCACUUCGGAGGUCAGACCCAAAAUCAGAAGGACUUCCAAGCAAGACGAGGCGAUCGCUAUGAUGCUGUGAAGCCUGGAGCAUCAGACAUCUGGAACAAGGAAGGCGGCGUCGAGCAGAUGACCGUCAACCGCAGCGAGUACAGCGCCAAGGCUGGCGAACGCUACGAUGUCGUCAAGCCGAAGGAGUCGGACUUGUUGAGGGGAGACGGCCACUUCGAAGGUCAGACCCAGAAUCAGAAGGACUUCCAAGCAGGACGAGGCGAUCGCUAUGAUGCUGUGAAGCCUGGAGCAUCAGACAUCUGGAACAAGGAAGGCGGAGUCGAGCAGAUGACCGUCAACCGCAGCGAGUACAGCGCCAAGGCUGGCGAACGCUACGAUGUCGUCAAGCCGAAGGAGUCGGACUUGUUGAGGGGAGACGGCCACUUCGAAGGUCAGACCCAGAAUCAGAAGGACUUCCAAGCAGGACGAGGCGAUCGCUAUGAUACAGUACGACCCGGCGCAUCAGACAUCUGGAACAAGGAAGGCGGCGUCGAGCAGAUGACCGUCAACCGCAGCGAGUACAACGCCAAGGCUGGCGAACGCUACGAUGUCGUCAAGCCGAAGGAGUCGGACUUGUUGAGGGAGACGGCCACUUCGAAGGUCAGACCCAGAAUCAGAAGGACUUCCAAGCAGGACGAGGCGAUCGCUAUGAUGCUG